GGAGGGAGUUGUAACAGUGAGCUAGUUACUGGCUGCUGCUUCAGGCAGCAGUUGUUCUGAAUCCUGACCUGGGAGUUUACGUCUUACCCACACUGUGGGCCAUGCUGGCAGUGAAUUUUAGAGAAUGGGCCAAGAAAUGUCAUCUGUGAGCUGAAUUUAUUAGUAGGGAUGAGCUGUUUCCUGCUGGGACAAGCAAACUUCCCAACCUAUACUGGGCUGUGUGGCAUUUGCUUUGCAAACUUCCACCAAGAUGAUAGGACAUUGGUUAACUUGAUCUUGUCAAUGGAAUUGACUCCUCUUAAUCUUUUUGGGAGUUUGGGAUUUCAUUUUUCCAUACUGUUAGAAUUACUGCUUACCAAAUGUGGAGCAGCUGGCUUGGAUCACAGCUAAAAUGACAACAGUGAAGCACAGGAGAGAAGAUUCUGUGUACAGGGCUCCUCCCGUGUCCCCCUCCCUCCUUCCUCCCCAACAUGCCCAUCUGGGGAGCUAAGUAGUAGGACUGCCUAGAAGAAAGAACUUCUGUAGGUCCCACUUGCAUUCCUGGCAGUGUAAUUAAUCUCUGGGUAUGAUAUGCACAAUUUGACCAGGGCGCAGGUGGAUGUUCUCUAGGGCUUAAUAAAAUAAGCUUUUUGAAAGAAGUCACUUUAGCUCCCUGAGUCUUUAAACUCAGUUUUAGUAUCAGUUUCAGAUUUAGCCCAUGGAGUCUGCUGAGGGAGAUGAAAAGGGAGAGUCUAAAUUUUGGACUCCCAUUAGGUUUGCUCUGUGUUCCUUGCAGAGCGUUUUACAGCACAGCAUUAAAUUUCCACGUUGCCUCUAAAUAAAAUCAGCCCAUUCAGGGAGCUCAGCUCGUUCUCUUUUAAUAACAAUAAAAAUACUUAUGAUGGAGAUUCAUUUUAUCAUAGAUAAACAUCUUCAGUAGAUUUUAUACACACACACACAGACACAUACACACACAUCUAAAGGCAUGUCUUUGUGUGCAGACCUGAUCAAGAGCUGUGCUUGUUUGUGGGCUUGCCUGUCAGUAGCCAUGGUUCUUCUGGUUUAGUAGUUGCCAAGCCUGCAGAUUGGAAGUACUGGGGAGUUUUUAAAAAAUGCCCAGUUCCCACCCCUGAAUUAAGUCAGAAUCUGUGGGAGAGGAGACCAGAAAUUGGAAUGUUAAAAGACAAUUCUAACACUCAGUUGGGUUGAGGACUUUUGGGCUGGCUAUUUGAGAUGGAAAGAGUGUCUCUGCUUAAUGAAGAAAGAAAUGAGAUGUAACACCAGCUGUUUUGUUUUUAGAAUUCUGCCACCAAGGAGUCAUCAUGUCGUGCCCAUCAUCUCUCAUAGCCCCCUUUCUCUUCCUUUCUCCUCCCUAUUCUGUAGAUUAACAGUGGAGUUACAUCUUAUAAAGUCAGCUCAUGGAGGCAAACAUUGAAUACUGUAAAAAUUAUUGUUGAAAAGUGCCCUGGGAAGACACUGUGAGGCUUAGAGAGACCAACACACCAUCUCUCAGUACAUGUAGCAUAGCCAGUUUUUCCUCUGGCAUUGGAACAAAGCACUGUUUCUUUGGCAUUCCCGUGGUUUGGCAUGGAUAUCGGUGGAACGCUGGUUAAAUUGGUUUACUUUGAACCGAAGGAUAUUACAGCUGAAGAGGAACAAGAGGAAGUGGAGAACCUGAAGAGCAUCAGGAAGUAUUUGACUUCUAAUACUGCUUAUGGGAAAACCGGGAUCCGAGAUGUCCACCUGGAACUGAAAAACUUGACCAUGUGUGGGCGCAAAGGGAACCUGCACUUCAUCCGCUUUCCCAGCUGUGCUAUGCACAGGUUCAUUCAGAUGGGCAGCGAGAAGAACUUCUCCAGCCUUCACACCACUCUCUGUGCCACAGGAGGCGGGGCUUUCAAGUUCGAAGAGGACUUCAGAAUGAUUGCUGACCUACAGCUCCACAAACUGGAUGAACUGGACUGCCUGAUUCAGGGCCUGCUUUACGUUGACUCGGUCGGCUUCAAUGGCAAGCCGGAAUGUUACUAUUUUGAAAAUCCCACAAAUCCUGAAUUGUGUCAAAAAAAGCCGUACUGCCUUGAUAACCCAUACCCUAUGUUGCUGGUGAACAUGGGCUCAGGUGUGAGCAUUCUAGCAGUGUACUCCAAGGACAACUACAAAAGAGUUACAGGGACCAGUCUUGGAGGUGGAACAUUCCUAGGCCUAUGUUGCUUGCUGACUGGUUGUGAGACCUUUGAAGAAGCUCUGGAAAUGGCAGCUAAAGGCGACAGCACCAAUGUUGAUAAGCUGGUGAAGGACAUUUACGGAGGAGACUAUGAACGAUUUGGCCUUCAAGGAUCUGCUGUAGCAUCAAGCUUUGGCAACAUGAUGAGUAAGGAAAAGCGAGAUUCCAUCAGCAAGGAAGACCUCGCACGAGCCACACUGGUCACCAUCACCAACAACAUUGGCUCCAUUGCUCGGAUGUGUGCAUUGAAUGAGAAUAUUGAUAGAGUUGUGUUUGUUGGGAAUUUUCUCAGAAUCAAUAUGGUUUCCAUGAAGCUGCUAGCAUAUGCCAUGGAUUUUUGGUCCAAAGGACAGCUAAAAGCUCUGUUUUUGGAACAUGAGGGUUAUUUUGGAGCUGUUGGGGCACUGCUGGAACUGUUCAAAAUGACUGAUGACCAGUAGAGAUGAGCAGUCGACGAAGAAGAGCCUUCCAUGAGAACAGGUCCCUGAGAACUGCUGCUGGAGAAGGUGAAAGCCGCUGUGGAUGGAAGCCAAGCCAUUAUGGCAGAUGACCCUGCUGGAUUUGUAAAUAAUUGAAAAUCCUUCUAGUUGAUCUUUUACUCUUGGGGUUUGAGCUUAUGAUUCAAAACGGGGAAUACAGGAAUUUUUUCUGUAUACUGUAUUUUUUAAAAAAAACACUUGUGCAGCGUGGCCAAACUUACCAAUUGUAUGCAUUAACUUUGAAAAGUUGUAUGAUGUUUAAGAAGGACCUGAAGUGUAAGUGCUGUUUAUUUUUCUUCUGGGGUUUACUGAUCAGCGUGGUAAUUUUAACUUCAUUUAGUAAUUACUCUAGGAGAUUUGACCUUUACUUAUAUUUUUCAUGACGUUUCAUGAUUUGCUGUUGGUUUCAAAUGAAACUACAAAUCUGGCAUGUUUUACUGUGAACACUAUUUUGUUUGUUUGUUUACCUUUUUUCAUCCUGUUUUUUCUGUUCAAAUGUCUUAUGGAAAGAGAGAGUCCUUCCCGCUGUUUCUGUCUUCGGACGACUCCCCCUCCCCUCCAAUACCUUUCUUUAAUGUAAUUGUUCACGUUAAUCAAGGUGCUGACCAAUUCAAUAUAAAGUUAAGCAUGAGAUCUAAAGCUCUCCAAAGUUCCCUUGAAGAGAAAAACUCUGAAAGAGUUCAUGAAUUUAAUGAGUCUGGCAAAGGUUGAAAAUUAUAUGCAAUUUAGUCUUAUCCCUUAUGAAUAUACAGUGGGGUGGGUUUUUUUGGAUUUAUUUUAUAUUAGGUUAUAUUAAAUUGAAGUGUUCCAGGAUGAAAUGUCCUCAUCCGUGCACAGCAUAUGAAUGGCAGCAAAUCCCUGUGCAGGACGUUGGGACUUAUGGAGGAAAGUCUCCCAGUAGAUUAACUGUUCACGCUGGGAGAUUUAGGAGAAGUCAUGGGUUGAGGUGUCAGGUAGUCACAUCUAUUUGUUUUGUACAUGUAUAUGCCAAGGAGCUUUGUAACAAGGCAUCUUAAAUAAUGAAAUUUUUUCAUUUGAAAUAUUUUAAAAUGAAAACUGUAUUUCAAUCUUAGUUUCUAAAAUUAAAAAAAAAAUUAUGAUACUGAUCCAUAUAUAUAUAUUUUUUUCUUUUUGAAAGAUGUCAUUGGGACUGCUGGGUAACUUUCAGGUGAGGGUCUUGUACAAAUAUUGAAAUGCAUGAGAUCUAAUGAUUUAGAACUAAUUCAUCUUUGAGUUGAACUUAUUGUUGAAAGGGAUUUUUGAAGGGCAGAAUAUUUGCUGUAUGAUGAAUCUUUCCUUCUCUGCCUUCUGAGCACCACCUUUAAUUUCCAUAUCUUCAAGUCUUGAAGAAGUUGAUGUUAACUGAAGUAUUCACUUGUCUGGUUGAAAUAAAGCCUGUUUCUGUUGUGAUGU
Messenger RNA from Equus caballus (horse), 4095 nucleotides. It is a transcript of the gene PANK1, whose product is annotated as pantothenate kinase 1. The record is from RefSeq and is a predicted model, not a curated record. Lineage: Eukaryota; Metazoa; Chordata; Mammalia; Perissodactyla; Equidae. Gene Ontology annotation, cellular component: cytosol; nucleus. Gene Ontology annotation, biological process: coenzyme A biosynthetic process. Gene Ontology annotation, molecular function: ATP binding; pantothenate kinase activity.